UUCGCUAAAAAUACAACAGUAACUUAUUGCUUAGAAGAUAGCGAAUAUCCCGGGUAUGAAAUUCAGAAUGCGAUUUAUAAAUAUUAUCAAGAAUUUCAACCACUUUAUGCGGAAGUUACUCAGAAUACUGGAAAUUCGGUGGAUAACUUGAAAAGUUUAGAAGAAGAGACGUAUCUUUGCCCCUCUACAACAUUAUACGCUCGACCUCUGAGAGCUAAAGAUGUAGAUGGUAAAUGGAAAAUCAUUGUUAACGUUGAGAAAUAUUAUCAAACUACAAGGAUUGAGAGUUGUAUGAAAGCCAAUGACCCUUGCCCACUUGUACCAACUUGUUAUAGUUCUUCUUGUGUGCAAAAAUCGAUUUAUCAUCGUUUCGUCAUAUAUGAUCCUUACGAUUAUUAUGGAAACCCCUUUAGGAUCGAUAUCUUCCGCUUAGAUGCAUCCUGCUCUUGUUACGUUGGUGCUUAUACUUGGUAA
Messenger RNA from Centruroides sculpturatus (bark scorpion), 474 nucleotides. Its product is annotated as neurotrophin 1-like. The annotation marks the transcript as partial. Gene Ontology annotation, molecular function: Toll binding; growth factor activity. Gene Ontology annotation, cellular component: extracellular region. Gene Ontology annotation, biological process: central nervous system formation; innate immune response; regulation of Toll signaling pathway. The record is from RefSeq and is a predicted model, not a curated record. The transcript is spliced from 3 exons. Lineage: Eukaryota; Metazoa; Arthropoda; Arachnida; Scorpiones; Buthidae.